AUGAUUGCCCCUCAAACAGGAGAGCCUGUGAUUGCCUCUGAGGCCGGGUUUGUUUCCUCGGGUGUAGAUCCCUUCAUUCAACCUCUUGCUGGGUUACCCACUGGAAACCUCGCUCCUCAAUUCUACGGCCCUUUCCGUUAUGGUGCCUUCUUUUAUGGACUACCAUAUUAUCCUGCACAACCGACCCCUUCAGUUGGCCAAUUGAUCCUAGGUCCUUCGCUUCCUCACCCGAAAUUUGCCAUGCAACCUACUUUCAGCACCGGUUAUACAGCGCCAGUUUUUCCACCUGCAUCUUUGCCUUUUCACGAGCCCAAUGAUUACCCGGACAAAGCCAAAGACUGCCAAAUUGCGAAUCGCAAAUAUACUAACUGGCUGAACACGGUUUACUACUCAUGGCAAUCACCAAUUGCAUUUGUGCAAGCCUGGGAUGAAGCCUUCAAAGAAAUGAGACAGGUGUUUCGCCGUCCGCAUCUUCCAACCAUCUUCGUUCUCAAUCAAUUCCUCACCGCAGUCAGUGCAAACCCCAACGCCAUUCCAUGGGUCCAGUCGCUCCAAUUUGAUGUUGGUUCUCUGCCGGCAUCCAUCCUGAAUGAAGCCUAUGUUGAUUUCCUGGAGUUUGAGGCACACAGACUAAGUGGAGGGGAUUUUGACAUCAGCAACGAGAACCUAGAGCCUCUAGAACCGAAGCAGUAUUGCCACUUUCACCAGCGUCCUACUAGGCACUCUACUGAGGACUGCUUUCGAAACCCGCAGAACACGAAGCGCAAACGCAGAUGGAGACGCAAGCAGGAGCUGAUGGCGACUGACAUCCCGGUUGAACAGGGGGGAAUUUGA
Molecule: messenger RNA, 834 nt
Organism: Penicillium paradoxum
Lineage: Eukaryota; Fungi; Ascomycota; Eurotiomycetes; Eurotiales; Aspergillaceae
Exons: 1
Coding region: 1-834 (277 amino acids)
Source: RefSeq, a predicted model, not a curated record